AUGCACGCCACAGUCGGCGAACCAACUUCUUCAGCGACUGACAUCGCACCGCCCUCCUCCAGCGCGUCGGUCUUGUCGGCAUCUCCUCCCCCCGCCGGCUCCCCAAAUGAACACGGACCAUCCCCUCUCCGCCGCUUGAAAUCCAAGUCCUCCCUCUGGAGUCUUGGAAGCAGCAAACACAGCGCUCACGAAGACGAGGCUCAAGAACCCAGCAGCGCGGAAAAGAACAACGGUAACAUCUUCCUCCGCCGCCUGUCGCCCGCCCUCGCGGCGAGGGUUAAGCUCCUCGAACCCGGCAGCAAAGUGACCAGUGCGCCUCGCAACCCUGCAGUCGGCCGGAUACCGGAAUCUCAUAUCAAGGAGCUGGACAGUCUACACCAGGAUCUGUCAAUCAAGGUUAGGCGGAGGGGCCAAGCGUGGAACGGAACAACGUACACAUCUCCACCGACAACGCAGACACCACACCGCAGCGCAUCCAACACUCUUGAACUACCCAACCACGAUUUUCUACGAGAAAUUUCCGAAGCUCUCAGGUCCGGGUCAGGAUCAGAAUACGCCGACGCCGUCAUUGACGGCCCAGAGCUCCCCAUUCUAGCCGCGUCACUGCCCGUGCCAGUUCUAGACGCACAGAGCAACUCUCCGCCGACGUCGAUGUCUGUAGUGGAAUCCGCCUCAGCGCCACCGCGCGCUAAUGCAGAGCUAACCGAAGAGCCUGUGCCGAACGAGAAGACGGAAGAUACGAGGACCGAUUUUGAGAAAUAUGUCGACGAUACGAAACGGCAUGAGGAGCAGGCGCAUGAUGUACCUCCUGCUCCCCCACCUAAAGAUUCCCCGCCUGCUUCGAUGCACUCUUCUUCAAACUCGCAGUCAUAUUUUAAUUCAAGAGGGGCUCAGCGUGCUGAUUCAAUAUACUCUUUCUCGCGUGCAUCGUUCAGCAACCAGCUCUCCCAACUGACCUCCAUUCCCCUCCCACAAGCUGAAGUACUCGAGACGAGCAUUUCGAAUAUUGCGACGGCUCCCGCCGCCGUCCGGGUCUUGAAUGGUCAUGCUGAUCAGAUUCAAAUAUGGAUCUCAAGAGCUUCCAAUGUCCUCAGUGGUUUGGAUGCGGAGGAUGACGUGGAGUGGGCAGCAGCAGGUGGCCGAGAAGGUCUUGAAGGAGUGGACAAGGCCAUUGUUCAGUUCGCGACACUCGUCAACGUUUACAUGACAUCAAUCGAAAACGUGCAACUAAGGGAGGAUAUCGCUAAGGUCGAUGCCGACAGCUUGAGGACCAUGAUCAGCCAGAUGGAGACGAUCACUACAAAAUGGACAGGGAUAGAGAACAAGCUGAAAGGCGUGAAAGGACUUGUGGAACUCGCAAUGGAAUGGGAAGAGCUUUGGUCCAAUGUCCUAGGCGACGUGGGUAUGGAGAUCGACAAUCUAAGUGGAAUGAUUUUCGAAAUGGAAGAGAAACGUCACCAGAGUCUCAUGGACCCAGUUGAGCCUGCCGGUGGUCUUGAUAUCAAUGAACUCGAGACAAUUGUGGAAGAAUCUCCGAUCAAGGGCCGGUCACCUGCUAGCCGCUUGAGUAUUGGUCCCAUGUUGGCGGCGGCGGCCGGUACGCCCGUCAUCAAGACUCCGCAGGAUGAUACGAGUUACUCUAAUCUCAUGGCUUUGUUUGCGCGCAUGCAACCGUUGCGUGCAUCUUUGGAUUUCUUGCCCAUGCGGCUUUCAAUGUUUCAGUCACGGGCUGAGCAUGUAUUCCCGAGUGCGUGUGAGGAACUUGAUGAGCGGCGAGAUCGCCUGGAGAAGAGUUACAAGGUGCUUGAGACUGAUGCGACGGCUUUGAAGAAGGAACUGGGAGAGGAUAAAUGGAUUAUAGUGUUCCGCAACGCUGGCAGCCAAGCACAGAAGAUGUUUGACUCAGUUGAGCGGAGCAUUGCCAAGUUGCAAGAAGCCUUGGAGAGCAACUCACAGGUGACUAACCCGUCGAGCUUGACCAAGCGGAUGGAGAAUUACGAGGCGAAGAAGAUGCACUAUGUGCCUGCCAUCGAGCGUGUGAUUACGAUUAUCCAAAAAGGGGUCAAUGAUCGUUUAACAGUCAAUGGCGAGAUCUUGCGACUCUUGUCAGAUAUGACCUCUCGAACGGAUGCUCUUAAAGCGAGCCUUCGGGUGAUGGAUACGUCUUUGGAAGAUGUGCAGAUCAUCAGGGGCCAGCAAUUGCGAGAUUCUAUCUCGAGCAUCGUCACAAUGGAUAGCCCAGCAACAGGCAGCGUGAUCGACACACCCGGCAGCUCGCCUGCAUCGUCAGUAAUCAUGGGCGGGAAUGGGUGGAAGACGCCUUUGGGUGGCUCAAGCCGUCGCGAGAGCUCCGCUGGCAGUGCUUCAGCACGUUCCACCAUGUCCAAAGUUCGACGGUUUUCUGGAAUUCCGCAGGCGGCGGCGACUUUGACUGGACGCAAGUCCUCCAUCCCAAUACCAGCCGGUCUGGCAUCUCCAACACCCUCUUACGCCAGCUCCUCUAUCACUCCGACACCCGCUUCUCGCAGACUAUCUCGCACUCCUCAGCCCACCUCUACCAUCCCGAAUCGUCCUCGAUGGACCAAUUGUACGAACUUGAGCGAGGACUCUAGCAAUUACACUCUCAGAAAUUCAUCCGCUCCGGCGCGUACGCCUCGGCCAUCGUCCACCCUCGCCAAUCCAUUCCGAAGAGAAUCCACCGCUUCUCCUGCACCGGGAGCAGGUCCGGGACGAUCUCUCAGUCGGAUAUCGAAUCGACUGGCUUCAUCGUCCCGCAGUCCCGCGCGGAACUUCUCCUCCCCCACUCCCACCCGAUCCUCCCUGCUUGAUCCACCCCCUUACAGUCGCCUUCGCCGACCCCCAGGCUUGUCCGAUGCCCCUCGCAGCCGCCAAAGCUUCGCCGGCAUGCCAUCAUUCGGUCGGAGUGUCUCACGGAACCAAGAAUCAUUCGACAGCCCGAACAAGUCAGCGCGCCCCGGCACUGCCCUGGGUCAUUCAACAAACAAAAGAGCCAGUCUUCUCCCUCUACCCAGGCGAAGUGAUAAACCGGCCGCCCAGCCGGUGGACACAAAACCGCGAUGGAGAGCCUGA
Molecule: messenger RNA, 3090 nt
Organism: Penicillium atrosanguineum
Lineage: Eukaryota; Fungi; Ascomycota; Eurotiomycetes; Eurotiales; Aspergillaceae
Product: KAR9 family protein
Exons: 1
Coding region: 1-3090 (1029 amino acids)
Biological process (GO): establishment of spindle localization; mitotic spindle orientation checkpoint signaling; nuclear migration along microtubule
Cellular component (GO): mating projection tip; spindle pole body; cell cortex
Source: RefSeq, a predicted model, not a curated record